Molecule: messenger RNA, 776 nt
Organism: Asparagus officinalis (garden asparagus)
Lineage: Eukaryota; Viridiplantae; Streptophyta; Magnoliopsida; Asparagales; Asparagaceae
Product: outer envelope pore protein 21, chloroplastic-like
Exons: 5
Coding region: 122-643 (173 amino acids)
Biological process (GO): regulation of monoatomic anion transport
Molecular function (GO): voltage-gated monoatomic anion channel activity
Source: RefSeq, a predicted model, not a curated record
GAAGGGCGGGAGUGGAUAGGGUUUUUUUUUCUUUCUCCGCGUUUUUCUCGUUGAACUGGCUAGGGUUUCUCGCCGUCCGUUCUCUCUCUUCGAAGAUCAGAACGAAGAAGAAGAGGAAGAGAUGGAUACUUCCUUUAGAUACAGCUCCGAUUCCAAAUCUCUAAGGAUCCGCGCGAAGCAAAAGCUCUCCGUUGACCCCAAAACCCUAAUUCAGGCUCAUGGAGAAUUAGAUACCAGGACAGGGGCUCCAAGCUAUCUUGCUCUGAUCAUUCGCCGCUUCUAUCCGGACCUAUCAGCUAGCGUGGGGGUAGGGGUUCAGACCAGUAAGGCGCUUCAGACUGCUAAACGUGACAAGUUCGGUUACUAUAUUAGAGGAAAGAAGGCAAUUUCACUCACAUCUAAUGGUUUUGUGGGAAUCAACAUCAAAGGAAGGUGUGAUACAGAUAAAGAAUUUAAAGAGAGGAAGGCAAGAGGAGCACUUGAGUUUGUUUGGAGCAUACUUGACUUCCAAAAGGACCAAGAUGUGAGAAUUAAAGUUGGAUAUGAAAUAUCUCAGCAGGUGCCAUACUUCCAGCUUAGGGAAAACAAUUGGACCCUCAAUGCAGAUGCUAAUGGUAAAUGGAAUGUAAGGUUUGAUUUGUAAUCCUGCUCAUUUCUGUGUUUUCCAUGCCCACAGAAGAGACAAUAAUUUAUGGUCAUUCCUUGCGACGUUCAUUUUUUGGAACUUUAAUGUACGGUCAUGGCAUUUUAAUGUUAGUCCAAGUGUUCUUUAUUUA